AUGUCGCCUCCCACUAAUAUCCAACUCGGAUCGGAGAAGUCAUCAAGGACCGGUAUCAAGUCAUCGGCUUCGUCUAUGGGCCAGCAUGUGGACAACGAGCUUGAGAUGUAUAAUCAUGUGGAGCGAUCUUCAAUGGCUCACCCCGGACGUGACGUGAUAAGAAAACUACUUGACAUAUUUGAUAUCGUCGGACCACAGGACAAGCAUCGAUGCCUUGUGCAUACCCCGUUAUGGGAGAUUGUUUUGGCUUUUUUGCGUCGCAAUCCGGUCGAGAGACUACCCUCACCAGUCAUCGCAGUCGUUCUCCACCGCCUGUUUCUAGCAAUGGAUUAUCUCCAUACGGAGUGCCACAUUGCGCACACUGAUAUCAAAGCUGAUAACAUCAUGUUCGGAAUCAAAGAUGAUUCAGUCUUCACUGACUUCGAAGCAAAUGAACUUCACAAGCCUGUCCCGAGAAAACAGGUAGACACAGAGGAUAGAACGAUCUACAUGUCUCAGGAAUUACUCAAAGUACCCAAACAAGUCAGCUCUCCAAUCCUUUGCGAUCUUGGCUCGGCCAUAUAUGGUAAUCGGUACCAAUCGGUGUUCAUUCAACCUCAGAUCUACCGAGCACCUGAGGUGAUAUUGGGUGCUCCAUGGACUUUCAGCGCCGAUAUAUGGAAUGUGGGAUGCAUGAUACCGGAGUCGGGCCCACCUUGCCGAGAUGAUCAAUAUCCUCGGCCCCCCGCCUCCCAGCCUGAUUGCCCGAGGGGAGAUGAAAAGACAAAUUCUUCUCGCGUGAAGGCAAGUUCCUUAUUUUCACAGUGCCUGGCCACUUCAGGCAAAUUCUUGAAUCCGGAUCUACUGACAGAUUUAGUACCGCUUGAAAAGAGGGAAACUACCCUUGAACGAAAGGCAGAGAGAGAAUUAUUCCUGAAUUUAAUGCGCAAAAUGCUUCAAUGGGAGCCUGAGAAGCGCAGCUCGGCCAAGGCGCUAGCAGAAGACGAGUGGAUUCACAGCCACAUGUAA
This is a messenger RNA of Penicillium brevicompactum, 1008 nucleotides long. Its product is annotated as putative protein kinase. The record is from RefSeq and is a predicted model, not a curated record. Gene Ontology annotation, biological process: protein phosphorylation. Gene Ontology annotation, molecular function: ATP binding; protein kinase activity. The coding region runs from base 1 to 1008 and encodes 335 amino acids. The transcript has 5 exons. NCBI's taxonomy places the organism in Eukaryota, Fungi, Ascomycota, Eurotiomycetes, Eurotiales, Aspergillaceae.